This is a messenger RNA of Ostreococcus tauri, 1176 nucleotides long. RefSeq names its product Pseudouridine synthase, RsuA/RluB/E/F, conserved site. Gene Ontology annotation, biological process: pseudouridine synthesis. Bases 1 to 1176 code for a protein of 391 amino acids. The record is from RefSeq and is a predicted model, not a curated record. The transcript has a single exon. Gene Ontology annotation, molecular function: RNA binding; pseudouridine synthase activity. Lineage: Eukaryota; Viridiplantae; Chlorophyta; Mamiellophyceae; Mamiellales; Bathycoccaceae.
AUGGCCUCGGGCGUCGCCGCGCGCGGAUGCGUCGUGCUCGCGCGCGCCGGACGGGGCGAGCGCGCGGGGACGAACGGGCGCGGGCGCGGCGGGGGACGCGCGGGACGCGGCGGCGGCUGGGACGCCGGGAGACGCGCGGCGCGUCCGUCGCCGUCGCCGAGCGCGAGCGAACGCGCGGCCAAUGACGUGACGAGACAUAACGUCGAUGUUUUACGCGACUUGGUGCGCGCGACGCCUCGAGACGUGGACGAGAAGACGACGACGGCGUACGCGGGGGAGGGAUUCCGCUUGGUUCGGUGCAUGCCGCACCUGAAACGACGAGAGGCGGACGAUGCGGUGAGCGCGGGGCGGGUGCUCGUGAACGGUGAAUUGGUGCGACCGUCGCGCAGGGUGGUGCACGGAGACGUGGUGACGUUGGACGGGAAAGCGAUGGAUUGGGAACCGUACGCGCAGAGCGUGGAGAGCGAGCUCGGAGACGCGCGGUUCGUGUACUUGAAGUAUAAUAAACCGCGAGGCGUGGUGUGCACGAUGUCUGACACCGAGCGAACGUCGAUGUUUCACGCGCUUCACCACGAGCGUAAGGCGCUCGGGAAGGAUGUUCGAUUGUUCCCGGUGGGAAGAUUGGACAAGGACUCGAGCGGUUUGGUUUUGCUGACGAACGACGGGAGAGUCUCGGACGCGCUGUUAGAUCCCGAACGAAAGGCAGAGAAGACAUACGACGUGGACGUCGACCGGAUCGUGAGCGAGGCGGACGCGCGAACGCUCGCGCGCGGGGUUGUGAUUUCGACGACGCAACAGCGCGAUUUGAAGGAAACCGUCGCGGCGACGCUCCCGUGCGAGGUCACAAAGACGGGUGAGAAGUCGCUUCGUUUCGUCUUAAAGGAGGGGAGAAACAGACAGAUUCGUAAGAUGUGCGAAGUUUUGAGCUACGACGUCGAGCGCUUGCAUCGUACUCGAAUCGACGACGUCGCCCUCGGCGACUUGGAGGUUGGGGGCGUCGCGCCUCUGGACGAGGACGAGGUCAACGCCCUCUCCGCGCGCGUCGACGCGCGCGCGUCGACGCCGCGAGAGUCAUCGAAGCACACGAGCGAGAGUCGCAGACGACGACGAGCGAUCGACGCCAAUCCCGGGGGAUGGGGCGCGAAAAUGUUCAAGGAGCGCGACGCCUCCGCGUGA